UAACUAGACCGCAGCCGCCCGCAGUCCAAUGUGACAUCCCUCGAUUCCUUCCCUUCACCGCUUCCGAAGUCUACUUCCAUUCCUCCCCUUCCUAACCCCGCGUCGCCCACGAGCUCGCCGUGCCGGCAGAGGAGAGGACCUCGCCGGAGCAGAGGCCAUGGGGCCACCGCAGCCAGCCAGGGUCGGCGCCAUCAACAUCGAGGCGUGCGCGCGGCCGAUCGCCGUCGACCACCGCAUCAGGCUCCCCUACUACUUCCGCAUCGCGGGCAGCCUCCUCCGACAGGCUAAUAUAUAUCGGAACGAGAGUAACUUCCUCGACCUGUAUGUCAUCCUUCUGAGAUACUCGAGCUUGCUGUGUGAGACGAUUCCGAAGCAUCGUGAUUACCAUGCCUUCAAGUUAAAAGAAAAGGCAUUUUUUGAUAAACUUAAUGAUGUUAUGAAAGAGCUUGAGACAUUGAAGCCAGUUGUGCAGCGGCAGGUUGCCGAGCAUAACAGAGGAGGUACUGUGGAAUCGAAUACUAAUAGUCUAAAUGGAAACUAUGGUAUAACUCGUAGGAUAGAGCAGCGCACUCCAACCUCUUAUACUCCACAGCCAUUUGUAGGCAGCACUAAUGGAGCAUUGCAAAAAACCUUCCAUGCUGGGAGACAAGUGGCAUUAUUACCAAGCGUCCAGAAACAAUUUAUGAAUCUACCAUAUCCAAAAGAAGAAACACUAGCUAGACACUCCAUAUUAGGACCUAAUGGUCUUAAUGGCCGAUGGAAUGGGCCUGUUACUGAAAUUAAGGUUCAGUAUCCAAGCAAUUUUGAAUUAACACAAAAUGAUAUAACAAGUUUAGUGCCAUCCAUCUUGAACCAAGAUGAUUCGCAUGGUCCCAGUACUGCACCUGCACCUCCACCUCCAGAUAGCUCCUCAAAUGACAAUGACGAUAUGAAAUCUGUUCUCUCUCUUGAUGAUGGUCGAUGGUCUGUGCCAGCAGAACGCACUCCACUUCCUUCUGCUAGCUUGGAAGAAGAGUUGUUUCAAUUGGAUAUCAAACAACCUUCUCCUCCACCAGUUCUGGCAGAGGUGCAAAGACCAAUUUCUCCAUCUAGAGUUGCUGAUCCAACACCCGGACUUCCGACCUCAGGAACUGCCCGUUUUCAGAACUUGCAUGUUCCGAUCAAGUUGAUGGAGUGUUUUCUAAGGGUUGCUGAGUCAAACACCAAAAGAAGCUUAGAAACCUGUGGGGUUCUUGCUGGUACCUUGAAAAAGAGAACUUUUUGCGUGACAACCUUAAUUAUUCCAAAGCAGAAAUCGACAUCUAAUACGUGUGAAGCUAUAAAUGAAGAAGAGCUAUUUGAAGUUCAGGACACAGGCUCACUGUUCACUCUUGGUUGGAUUCAUACACAUCCAACACAGUCCUGCUUCCUUUCUUCCAUUGACCUCCACAAUCAUUAUUCUUAUCAGGUCAUGCUACCUGAAGCAAUUGCGAUAGUUAUGGCACCUACUGACACAACAAGAAAACAUGGUAUAUUUCAUCUCACGGAUCCAGGUGGUAUGGGCGUGAUCCAUGAUUGUCAAGAGAGAGGUUUCCAUCCUCAUAAGGCACCUCUUGAUGGUUCGCCAAUCUAUGAGCAGUGCUCCCAUGUGUACAUGGACAACGAUAUAAAGUUUGAUAUGAUUGAUCUCCGAGAACGAUGACAAAGCUCAACUUCUUUGGGUUUAUUUUGGAGCCUAUACUUCUCACAGUUAAAUCAUAUUGCUGCCUUAUUUUUUCUUAGUUGUGCUGAAGAUUUGUGAAUUCUUAUGUAAGCUGUUGUACAUAGCUAUUGCAUUGUAUAGAGAAAACAAUUGAGUUAAUGCUGGUAAUCUGCAAAGCCAUUGAUGCUUUGUUGUAAUUCAUCCCUUCAACCUCGCAAAGCAUGUUUGUGUGGCAAGAUGAGGAAGUGGUGUCUAGAUUUUAUGCCAUGCCAAUUGUACAUCCUUGAAUAUUUGACUUAAAGAGCAUCAAUAUCACUGAUUGUUAAAGCUGUAUUAUUUUUCA
This is a messenger RNA of Sorghum bicolor (sorghum), 2024 nucleotides long. Its product is annotated as AMSH-like ubiquitin thioesterase 3. The transcript is spliced from 14 exons. Gene Ontology annotation, biological process: protein K63-linked deubiquitination; protein K48-linked deubiquitination. Gene Ontology annotation, cellular component: endosome; membrane. The coding region runs from base 158 to 1681 and encodes 507 amino acids. The record is from RefSeq and is a predicted model, not a curated record. Gene Ontology annotation, molecular function: protein binding; K63-linked deubiquitinase activity; metal-dependent deubiquitinase activity. Lineage: Eukaryota; Viridiplantae; Streptophyta; Magnoliopsida; Poales; Poaceae.